Messenger RNA from Eufriesea mexicana, 1593 nucleotides. Its product is annotated as TBC1 domain family member 19. NCBI's taxonomy places the organism in Eukaryota, Metazoa, Arthropoda, Insecta, Hymenoptera, Apidae. The record is from RefSeq and is a predicted model, not a curated record. The coding region runs from base 1 to 1593 and encodes 530 amino acids. The transcript is spliced from 11 exons.
AUGGCCAAUAGUAUGGAAGAGUCUAAAAAGGCAUUCUUAAUAAAAUCUGCGGAAAAAUUAACGGAGCAAAUACAAAGUAUGGCUAAUUAUAAGAGCCUUUACACUGAAAUUCAGAAACUUGUUGCUUCUACUGCAGUAAAAAGGGAAGAUUUUAAAGACACGUUGCUAGAUGCGUUAAAAAGUAAUGGUUUAGAAACGGAAAUUAGAAAUACGGUAUUUCACUGGGCUAGAUCGCAAGGAUCUUUAUCUAGUGUAUCAGAACAACUCACAGAAGAAGUAGAUUUAACUUAUUUAAAAAAAGCUCAAAUUCAAUGGGAACGUAGAAUACAAAAAUCAUUAAAUUCAACAUGCAAUGAAUUAAAUGUGCCAUUGGCACGCAUAAGACCAAAUGCAGAUCGUGAAGAACUUUCUGAAAAAUGGAACGAAUUGAGUACUUACGAUAUCGAUCUAUCACAAUAUAGACCACUUUACGCCCCAAAAGACUUCCUGGAUGUACUAUUUUCGAUCCGAAAUCCUUCCUUCAAGAAACAACCAGACGAAUUAAAUUGGGAAUUUAGUCACAUACAAAUUCGUGUAAAAACACUCACGUAUCUGAGACGUUUAUAUGUGGAAUUAGCAAAGGGUAUGUCAUUAUUAGGAGUGAAUCCCGAAAUGCCAAGUUCGGAGAAUUUUGCAAAUUUAGAGGAAGAAAGGAUUUACAUAGGUGAAAAAGUUCUAAAAUCGAAUCACGCCCCGAUCGCGCAAGAAUUUCUAAAACGUGGAGCACCUCGAGCUCUUCGUGGACAGCUUUGGUCUCUUGUACUAGGAUCCACAGUAAAAGAAAAUGAUCUAGAAUAUUACGAAGAAUUAAAAAAUAUGGUGUUACAGUAUGAUAUCGUUAUAGAUAAAUUGAUAAUAAAGGAUGUACAGCUAACAGCACGAAACGACGAUCAAUAUUUUGUAUUUGAGGACGUUUUAUAUAAAACGAUGUUAUGCUUUUCCCGAGAUUCGGAAGUAUUAGCCCCAGUUACAACUGAUAGAAGUGCUGGAGGUCAAGUAAUACAUGCUGUACUUCAAGGAAAACCAGCCACUUUAGAAAAUACACUAGUUUUUCCACCGAGUGGUGUGAUUCCAUUUCAUGGCUUCACCAUGUAUGCUACCCCAUUUUGUUAUCUAUACGAUAAUCCAUGUGCAAUGUAUUACACGUUUCGAGCUUUUUAUUUACGAUAUUGGUUUCGAUUGCACACUGUUUCUAGUCAUGAACAAGGUAUCGUAGCAUUGUGUUUGCUUUUUGAGAGAUUAUUACAGUGUCAUGAACCUUUGCUUUGGAUUCAUUUUAGAAACAUUCACAUACAACCGGUAAAAAUUGUUUUUAAAUGGAUCAUGAGAGGUUUUAGUGGCCAUUUACCACCAGAACAGUUACUUUAUCUCUGGGACUUAAUUUUAGGAUAUGAUUCGCUAGAAAUUAUUCCUUUACUCGCGGUCACUAUAUUAAGUUUCCGAAAAGAAAAUUUAAUGCAAGUCAAUAAUCAACAGUGUGUUGAGGCUGUUUUAGCAGACUUAUCGUCCUUAAAGGUUGUUCCAUUAGUGCAAUUAGCUUUAUUAAGAGAAUAA